Fusarium odoratissimum NRRL 54006 is the source of this 2529-nucleotide messenger RNA. RefSeq lists its product as uncharacterized. Bases 1114 to 1428 code for a protein of 104 amino acids. The transcript has 2 exons. NCBI's taxonomy places the organism in Eukaryota, Fungi, Ascomycota, Sordariomycetes, Hypocreales, Nectriaceae. The record is from RefSeq and is a predicted model, not a curated record.
UAUUAUUACCUUACCUUAAGCUUCUAUCCUCCAACCUCCUGUUAUGUAGGGCUGCAGCUCUUCAUAUCGUCUCAUAACUGGCUGAAUUAUAGUAUCAAUUAAACUUAUUCAGAUAAACCAUAUAAUUCUUUGGCACUUAUCGUCUCAACUCUGCUGCUUGUGCACGCCACUCCGUAACGCCGUCGCCAGUCCAAGCAAAGGCAAAAAAGCCUGGCCUGACCCCGGCCCGUUGGCCGUGAUUCGGCCAUCUGUUGGCGUCACAGGCGGACAAGGGGCCUUCUGUAACCUCCAACAUCUAACCUCUCUGCAACUGUUAGAGAUAGGCAGCUCAGUGCAGACACGGGGGCAAUAGGGUGCCCCCCUGUUCCUCCACCGUCAACUAACGUUACUGCGCCUGUUGCCGUACGGGACCGGCCCAGCCUGGCUACCUGGGCCCUGGGUCCUGGGAAGAAGUGCACUGGCUGCGGUCUGGCUAUGGCUACGGUGUUCGCUGGCCGGGCAGCAGAGUGUCAUACAAACUGGAUAUGAUAUCGAUCGAAACGCGACAACCAAGUGCUCGGCUCGCGUGGCCUUUGUUUAGGGUUAAGUGGCCGUCGGAGUUGAGCUGUCUGGUCUCGUGGCUUAGCCUCGGUUGGUUUGCGCCACUGCGGCGUCUCCAGUUUUGGGAGACAUUUCUAUUCUUGACCAAGAACACGUCAAGUGAUCAAGAGGCCGACUUGAAUGGAUAGUAAGAAUGGGUUUUCAGAAGUGAAGCUGACAUCCUAAUCAAGGACUAUUGACGUUAAAGUGGUGGAGACAUUUAAAAGAGAUUAACGACUUCGACCCAAGAUGUGUUAUAAUACGAAGGUUUAUUUUUAUCGAGCUGAGAACCACAUCACAUCCAAUAUUGCAAUGAGUCAAGUUCCUUUUUGCCACUGUCCCGAUCCAUUGUCCAAGCAAGUAGGUACCUCAGGUUAGGAGUUAGUUGAUGAGAAAUUAAAAACUGUGUCGGAAAUAUUUCCCGUCGAAACAGACCGGGCCGCACUUUUCCUCCUUAGCCUCCUCUGACGGCAGAUCAAAAGACGCCAAGCUACAACAAGAGUGGCUCACAGUCUGAAACCCCUGGCCUAGGGAAUGAAAAAGCGGGAAAAUCUUGAGCUCCAUCGAGUUUCAGCUUUUUUUCUAACGCUCGUUCACCAACAAGUGAGUGACCACCUACCAGAUGCAGUCAGAGGAAGCCCAAGUGCCCAAGGAGAAGAAGGAAAUUUCAGACCGCACAGUGAAGAGACAAGAUUGGCUGCAUCGGCUAUUGGCUACUGCACGUCAAAUUGCCUGGACCAUAUGGACCCAAUCUCCAAUGACAUCCAAUAUCGAGUUGAGUCCCUUUUUUUAGCUUGCGCUUGCAGGCUUCUUCUUCCAAAACUCGUGGCCUUCUGCGCUAGACGUUGAUCAGCAAUCUACUAAUAUGUCCCUUAUUAUUGCCCCUGCAGGGUUCGUCAAUACAGUCCCAUCAUCUCCUGCCGUUUAGGAAAUCGCCUCUGAGAGACAAAAGAGGAUUCGAACCGUUCCUUUGAUGAGGUGAGGUGUAUGGUUCACCUGAAUGUUGCAGCACAAGGUACGAAGUACUUUACUGUACUAUACAGGGCUGUCUUGUCCUGCUGGGAACCAUAGUCUACAUCCUCGCCGCUAAAACUACACCUUCACAAGACCCAAAAAUAAGACGGGUCUUGAUCUGAAACGAGACUCUCCAUUACAGGGUCGCUUCGCCCUCGACUACGCAACUCUCGAUCACCAUUUCUAUCAUCAUGAACAUCAUCCCGCAAAUCUUUCUCCUAUCCCCUGACUCCUGAGAUCCAGGCGCUUGGACUUGGACUUGGACUUGGAAUUGGGGCUCAAUGUUACAAUUCAUGAGUGCCCUCAAUGUUCAGCAAAGUUGCAGAAUAGAGAUCUCUUUCUUUGUAGCAAGUUUGUGUGCAAUUCCGUCCCAAGCUUGAGCUAGCCCUCCCAGUAGUACUUCUAGGAUUCAAACCGAGUUUGUUAUCAGUCAAUUGCACGGUACAAAGUCGUUCUCAUCUCGUUAUACUACCUCUUAGACUGCAUAGCCGCAACUGCGCUUGUUUCGAGUCAAUGGCUGUGCUGUAUUGUGUUGCCGCCGGUUCAAUAUCUACCCAGUCACAGAUUCCUUAUGCUGCAACUCACUCGCCUGUGAGUCUCGGACACAGCAAAUUUGAGACGAAAAUCACAUCUCCAGGGCAACCCUUGAUUCUCGUCCUUGUAUCACGUGUGGCUAAGUAAUGACUUGAAACUGAGGCUCCGGUAACAUCGGUAGGGAUCUGUGAUAUAGAACUGGCCCGUUGCUCUACUAUGCACACCGUACUUUCUCUUGAAAAGGAUAACUCAUAUAAAGGCAGGUCUCAGUUCGAUGCUAUUGAUGACCUCGGUACUCGGUCGUGUCUCGACCGUCUCGCACGUACAUAAUACUGAAUGCUGGUAACUUAAUACAUGGGGAGCCGCCUCUACGUACUGUAACUAAUAUACUAAGGUGACUGA